GAAAUCAUACUGGAUUAAUAAUUAUAUUAGUACUUUUGGUGCUUCAUCGUCGGUUCAUCUCGAUGUGGAAAGAGUACUUAUAGUUGCAAGUUCCGAAGUUCGUAGGAAAAUAUUUACGAUUUCAAAAGACUCUGAUCAUACCAUUAAAACAGACUUGACUGAAAAUAUUAAGCCCUAGUCAAAUUCAUUAGCACAAUGACCACCACACUCACCGAACAAGCUCCCUCCGAGCACAUCACCAAGCUCGAAACCAACCCCACUACACCUCACGAUAUUAAAGGAGUUCUGAAUUAUUACCUUGAUCCAGAAGAUGGAAGUCCCCCAGAGCCCAAUUACGUGAACAAGCCUAACACUUAUGAUCGUCCCGUGCAUUCAGUGGAGGUAACUGUUCACGAUAUCCGCGGCUCGGAAGACCAGUAUACAUUGGACACCACCGGUUUCCAGGUCGUGAAACAUGUUAGUCGAGAGAAAGAUUUCGUGGAUGAGGAGAAGAUCAAAAGUGAUUACUACAAAGAAACAGAAGAAUUGUUAAAAAGAGAAACCGGAGCAUCCAAAAUUUUCAUCUUCGACCACACCAUCCGACGCGAAGCUCUUGAUACGAGAGCCCCAGCAGCUUCAUCCACUGAUACAAUCAAUAAGAAUCCCGCUCCAGUUGUUUUCCGCGGUCCUGUUCAACGCGUUCACAUCGAUCAAUCCUAUGCCGCCAGUCCCCGCCGCGUAACCCACCAUCUUCCUGAAGAAGCUGAGAGACUCCUCAAAGGACGUUUCCAAAUCAUCAAUGUUUGGCGACCCAUCAAGACAAUCCUUAAAGAUCCCCUUGGUGUUGCGGCUGCCAACUCAGUUGAUGAAAAAGAUCUUGUUCCAAUCAAACUUAUUUAUCCCGACCGCGAAGGAGAAACUUACUCAGUGCGUCAUGCUCCGGGCCAUAAAUGGAACUAUUUGUAUAAGCAGACACCUGAGGAGGUGCUUUUGAUCAAGUGUUUUGAUAGUAAGACUGAUGGAAGAGCGAGACGUGUUCCGCAUAGUGCGUUUGUGAAUCCCGAACAUGAGGGAGAGAAGAAAAGAGAGAGUAUUGAGGUUAGGGCAUUGGUUUUCCACCCCGAUGAUACAGAAUAGAGAGAAAUCUGAUGGACGUAGCAAGGAAUUUUGGGAAUGUAAGAAAUAUGGGAGGAAAGCAUAAAUCUAAAUUGAACCAGUCUUAUCCUAUGAGAAAUAUUUUGAAAUGCCGGAUCGGCAUAUUUAAGCCAGUUUCAUCUAUUUUCAGAAACCAUCUUAGUUAACAGGGUCAAAUUCUGUAAUCGUAUCGUGCAACGAAAUUCAAGAAGCUGAACAAUUGACGCUGGGGCUGAGAAGCAAGUUGCAGUGGUUAUCUCAUUCAGGACGAUUCUGACCUUGUCGAAGACCGUUCGGUCACCUGAGUUUAACCUCAUCGAGUUUAGCAAUGAACAUUAAUUGAUCUCAUGAAAUAACCACGGAAACGAAUCUUGAACUACAGAGAUCGAAACAAAGAUAUAGUAAUAAUGUUAUUUUCUUGACACCUCUACA
This is a messenger RNA of Botrytis cinerea B05.10, 1545 nucleotides long. RefSeq lists its product as hypothetical. Bases 196 to 1116 code for a protein of 306 amino acids. The record is from RefSeq and is a predicted model, not a curated record. The transcript is spliced from 2 exons. NCBI's taxonomy places the organism in Eukaryota, Fungi, Ascomycota, Leotiomycetes, Helotiales, Sclerotiniaceae. Gene Ontology annotation, molecular function: oxidoreductase activity.